UGGUUGAGGGAGGGCCUGACUGGGUUCUGGGGUUGGCUGCCGCCUCUUUUCUCACUCACACUCUCUCAGGAGGCAGGAAGUUGGGGUUGGACGUGGGUUGGGUGCUGAGAAGGCAAAUUGAGGCAGCGAUAAGGAACUGGGCGCCUCAUCCAUCCUCUGGGUGGUGAUGGAGCCUCUGGACCAGAAGAACCAUGUGAGCCAGGCCCAGUAAACACACCAGGCAGGAGCCCACCAGAGGCAGGCACCAUGGGCUGCAGCUGCAGCUCCAGCCUCGAAGAGGACUGGAUGGAAAAUAUUGACGUGUGUGAACGCUGCCAUUAUCCUAUUGUGCCUUUGGAUGCCAAGAGCAUGUUCCCAAUGAGGAAUGGUUCUGACAUCCGGGAUCCCUUGGUCACCUAUGAGGGUUUAAACCCACCUGUGUCUCCAUUACAAGAUAACCUGGUCAUCGCCCUGCACAGCUAUAAGCCUUCCCAUGAUGGAGACUUGGGCUUUGAGAAGGGGGAGCAGCUGAAGAUCUUGGAGCAGAAUGGAGAAUGGUGGAAGGCACAAUCCUUGACCACCGGCCAAGAGGGCUACAUUCCCUUCAACUUCGUGGCCAAAGCAAACAGCCUGGAGCCUGAGCCUUGGUUUUUCAAGGAUCUGAGCCGGAAGGAUGCUGAGAGACAACUUUUGGCCCCUGGGAACACCCAUGGAUCUUUCCUCAUCAGAGAGAGUGAGACCACUGCAGGGUCCUUCUCUCUGUCUGUGCGGGAUUUCGACCAGAGCCAGGGGGAAGUGGUGAAACAUUAUAAGAUCCGCAACCUGGACAAUGGUGGCUUCUACAUUUCCCCACGAAUCACCUUUCCUAAUCUGCAUGAACUGGUCCAGCAUUACUCCAAAGUCCCAGAUGGGCUAUGCACUCGACUGAGCCGGCCCUGCCAGACCCAAAAGCCACAGAAGCCCUGGUGGGAAGAUGAGUGGGAGGUUCCCCGAGAGACGCUGAAGCUGGUGGAGAGGCUGGGAGGCGGCCAGUUUGGGGAAGUCUGGAUGGGGUACUACAAUGGGCACACCAAGGUGGCAGUGAAAAGCCUGAAAGCGGGCAGCAUGUCCCCAGAUGCCUUCCUGGCAGAGGCCAACCUGAUGAAACAGCUGCAACACCAGCGACUGGUACGCCUUUAUGCAGUAGUCACGCAGGAGCCCAUCUACAUCAUCACCGAAUACAUGGAGAAUGGGAGCCUGGUAGACUUCCUCAAAACUUCAACAGGGGUCAAACUAACCAUCCACAAAUUGCUGGAUAUGGCUGCACAGAUUGCUGAGGGCAUGGCCUUCAUUGAAGAACGGAACUACAUCCACCGGGACCUUAGGGCCGCCAACAUCCUAGUAUCGGACUCACUGAACUGUAAGAUUGCCGACUUUGGGCUGGCCAGGCUAAUUGAGGACAAUGAAUACACAGCUAGGGAGGGAGCAAAGUUUCCCAUCAAGUGGACAGCUCCUGAGGCCAUCAACUAUGGGACAUUUACCAUCAAAUCAGAUGUCUGGUCUUUUGGCAUCCUGCUGACAGAAAUUGUCACCUAUGGAAGGAUCCCCUACCCAGGAAUGACCAACCCGGAGGUGAUUCAGAACCUGGAGCAGGGCUAUCGGAUGGUAAGACCUGACAACUGUCCAGAGGAGCUGUACAAACUGAUGAUGCUGUGUUGGAAGGAGAGGCCUGAGGAUCGGCCCACUUUUGACUACCUGAGGAGUGUCUUGGAGGACUUCUUCACUGCUACAGAGGGCCAGUAUCAGCCCCAGCCAUGACCUUCCUACUUCCUGUCCCAGUCCUUGGUCCCCACUUUACCUUUGCUUCUUAAAUUCCCACCCAGAUUGAGACAGGGAUGAGUCUGGGGGAAGACAAAGAGCAUCCAAAGAGCAUCCUGCCUAAGGUUACCCUCUCCAGUCAAGAUGAAGGAAUGGGGCUCCAAUAGUUUGGUCAACAUGCUUGUUUCUUCUUAACCUGCCAGGGAAGGAAGACAAGAGAAAACUUGGGAUUGGACUCAUCCUUUGUAUAUUCUGCCCCCAACACUUUGUCUCCCAGACUGACCUCCCCAACUCUUCUUCCUGAUUUCCCAGAGUCAGAGGAGAAUCCUGGACUUUACCUCAGCAUUUUGACUCUUUUGUCUAUGUGUUCACCUAGACUGACUCAUUGUCUCCCCCCACAAAAUUCACAUUCUCAACAAUCUUUUGAGGAUAGGGAUUGUUCUACCUUACCAUGUCUCUCUCAGUCCCUGCCCUGCACAUAGAAAACAUACUAUAAACAUUAGCUAAGAACAAUGACUCUUUCUAACCCAGCACCACCCCUCCACCUCUCCAAGGUAGGCUCAGCUGCACUCCUCCCUGCGCUGUGAGGAAAAAAGGUGCAGAAAAGAGUAGUAGGAUACAGUGAGGCAGUUAGGUGGCAUAGUGGAUAGAAAACAGCCUGGAGCCAGGAAGACCUGAGUUUAAAUCUAGCCAUAGAUACACUUACUAGCUAUGUAAGCCUAGCCAAGUUUGUCUGAGUUUCCUGAUCUAUAAGAUGAGCUGAAGAAGGAUAUGCAAACCACUUUAUUUUCUUUGCCAAAAAAAACCACAAAUGGGGUCAAAAAGAGUUGGAUAUAAUUAAAAUGUUGUUUGGGAUAGAGGAAAGGGUGGAAAUAGGAUCCUUAGAGUUUAUGGGGAUGCAUCCCUACACUAAGAAACUUAUUGGCUAUGUAAUUUUAGGCAAGUCCUCUUUCUGAGACUGAGUUUUCUCAUCUUUAAAAUGGAUAUAAUCUUUUUUUAAUAAUAGCUUUUUAUUUUGAAAAUAUAUGCAAAGAUAGUUUUCAACAGUCACCCUUGCAAAACCUUGUGUUCCAAAUGUUUCUCCCUCCUUUCUCCCCACCCCCUCCCCUAGACACCAAGUAAUCCAUUAUAGGUUAACAUGUAUAAUUCUAUACACAUUUCCACAUUUAUCAUGCUGUACAAGAAGAAUCAGAUCAAAAAGGAAAAAAAAAGUGAGAAAGAAAAAAAAAAAAACAAGCAAACAACAGAAAAGGUGAAAAUACUAUGUUGUGAUUUACAUUCAGUCCCCACAGCCUUCUUUAUGGCUGCAGAUGACUCUCUCCAUCACAAGACCAUUGGAACUGGCCUGAAUCAUCUCAUUGUUGCAAAGAGCCAAAUCCAUCAGAAUUCAUCAUCAUAUAAUCUUGUCAUUGUGUACAAUGUUCUCUUGGUUCUACUCACUUCACUUAGCAUCAGUAAGUCUCUCCAGAUCUCUCUGAAAUCAUCCUGCUGAUCAUUUCUUGCAGAACAAUAAUAUUCUAUAACAUUCAUAUAUCGUAACUUAUUCAGCCAUUCUUUAACUGAUGGGCAUCCACUCAGUUUCCAGUUUCUUGCCCCAUUUUUAUAUAUGUGGGUUAUUUUCCCUUUUUUAUGAUUUCUUUGGGAUUCAGAUCCAGUAAAGACACUGCUGGAUCAAAGGGUAUGCACAGUUUGAUAGCCCUUUGGGCAGAAUUCUAAAUUGCUCUCCACAAUGGUUUGAUCAGUUCACAACUCCAUCAACAAUUUAUUAGUGUCCCAGUUUUCCCACUUCCCCUCCAACAUAAUCUUGUAAAUAGUAAUCAUUUCUGUUUUGGCCAGAAACCCUGAGGGUUUCCUCCCCCAGACUGGAUUUUUUGGAUUUUGUGACUAGGUAAUAGAGGCCAUUUUUAAACUUCAUUUUUUUCUUAACUAGCCUCAGUCACUGAAUGGGCAGUUGCUUUAGUCAAACUGAAACCUGUCAAAGACCUUAGCUUUUAAAGACCAAAGUAUCCCACUGUAUUCAGGGUCAUUUCCAAUUGUCCUGAUCUAUAUCUUGCCACUGGAUCCAGAUGGCUUUGGAGGAGAGAGGUUGGUGACUUUGCAUGGCCCUCCCUCAGUUUAAUCCAAUUCAUUUGCAUGUCAUGGCAUCAUCUCCCCAAUGUCACAGUCUUCUUCAAGGAUGAAGGACAAACUAUAAUUUCUGUGAGUAGAGCUGCCCCACUGGGGACCAACUGAAACUGGUCAAUUGUCCAGACAUACUGGUCUGGGGUGUGGUCCUGGAGAUGGGUAGGGCAAUUGAGGGUGGAGGGAGGAAGGGAGAAGCAAUCAGAAGAGUAAUGGAUAAAUACUUCUUGGUGUUAUUGUAGUGAUGGUGAUGAGAAACCUGGAAUUUGUUCUAGAUGGCCCCUUAAUCUUCAGGCCAUAGAGGAUUGGUUAGAUGAUUUCUAAGGUCCUUGGAGACUCCGACCCAUAAUGGUCAUAGCUCUCCUCCCUUCCUUCCUCUCUUUAUUACUUUCAGGUGCUUUGCCCAAAGGGAUGAUUUUUUUUUUUUGAUUGUUGAAACCCCCCCAAGAUAUCUUGGGUUUACCAGCAAGAUUUUGUUAAAAGACCAUACUUUAAACUCAAAUCAGUCUGGCUGUCACUGAUUGGCCAACAAUAAGUCUCAGGCCAAGCCCCACUUGGUCAUUGUUUGGCCUCUGAUUAACUCAGAGUGAAUGGAAAUAAUAAUUGUUUCUAUUUUGGCCAGAAAUUCUAAGGACCUGACCUUCCCAGAAUGGAUUUUUUUGUUUUGUGAGCAGGUAAUAGAAAUCAUUCUUUGUCUUAUUUCUUUCUUAACUAUCCUUAAUCACUGAAUGCUCAGUUGCCUCAGUCAAACCUCAAUUUGAUCUGUCAGAUCAUAGCUACCAAAGUAUCUCACUUCAUCCAGGGCCAUCUCCAAUUGUCCUGAUCUAUUACUUGCCACUGGACCCAGAUGGCUUUGGAGGAGAGAGGUUGGUGACUUUGCUAAGCCCUCCCUCACUUAAAUCCAAUUCACAUACCUGUCCCAGCAUCCUCUCCCUGAAGUCACAAUCUUUAGCAAGAACAAAGGACAAACAACAAUCUUGUGUUAUUCCCUCCCAGACUAAGGUAGGAGAAAGUGACUUGGGAGCUUAGAGUGCUAAGGAAGAUUCGGCCGAUGCAUCUUCCAACAAAAGGUAUUUGUGCUUUGAGAGAUCCACAUAACCCUUGGCAGGAGAGAGCCAGAACCUGGCCAGGAAGUGCCAAGAGCUUCCCGAGUUCCCGCUUUCCCCACUACAGAUGAGUCCCUUGAACAAUGGUGUUCCCCUACUGAGUAAGAGUAAAUCUUCCAUCCUGAACCUCUGAUCUCAUCCUAGAAUAAUAAUGAUAGCUUAAUUACACAGUGCUUUCCAGUCAUGGAGCAAUAAUAAUAAUAAUAAUAAACAUAUACAUGUGGAUUUAAGAUUUGCAAUAUGAUAAACAUGCAUUGUCUAAUUCAAUCUUGAUGAUUUUACAGAUGAGGAAACUGAGAGAGGCUGAGAGAAGCAAGUGAAUGAGGGAUUUGAAUUUAUAUCUUCCUGACUUCACUCUAUCCACUGUGCCACCUAAGUGCCUUAAAAGAACAAAUUUUUUAAAAAAAGUCUUUAGAUUUUAAAUGUCACCAAGCAAUUUCUUCCCAAUGUUGGGCUUCUUAUGGCAGCAAAUAUCUGGAAUCCCUGCUAAUGGGAAAAGUGAGGUUAGUAGAUUAUUUGAGAGUUCUGAGAUAGAGGGAAUUAAAAUCAGUUGGGUGGCCACACUAAUUCCAGCACCAAGUCAGGGAGUUGAUGGGAGCUAGGAAGUUUGGAUUGCUAGGUGGCUAUAGUCCGGAGUAAGAAAGACUUGAGGACAAAUAUAAGCUCAGACACUUAUUAGUUGUUUAACUCUGUGCUAAUAAAUCACUUACCUGCUCUCUGCCUCAAUUUCCUUAACUGUAAAAUUGAGAUAAUUAUAAUGCCUACUUCCUAUGCUUGUAGUGAGGAUCAAAUGGGAUAACAUUUGUACAGUGUUUAGUACAUAGAUUAUUUUAAAAUGCUUAUUCUUCUGAUCUUUGCUUUUUUCCCUACUUUCUGAGUCUUAAUUUCCUCAUCUACAAAAUAGAGAUAAUAGCACCAGAAGGGACCUACAAGACGAUUUGGUCCAAACACCUCAUUUUACAGAUGAGGAAACUGACAUCUAAAGUGAUUAUGAGAGAUUUGCCCAAGAUCACUCCCAUUUUAAGUAACACAGUUUGGAUUUGAACCUAGAUUCUGUGAUUUACAGAACAAAGGUUUUUUCAUGGUAUCAUUAUGCGACUCAAAUGAGAUUGAAUUGGUAAAAUGCUUCAAAAGUUUUAAAGCCCUACAUGUAAAUUAUUGUGAAUAUUGUUAUUAUCUAUCCAACUCCCUCAUUUUUCAGAUAGGAAACUGAAAACUAGACAGGUGGAAUAACUUCCCCAAGAUCAAUUGGCCAAGUCAGCUAAGUAUAGCCAGGAUUUUAAUGCAGGGUUCUUGCCUGAUUUCAUCAACUGCACAUAGUAGGUGCUUAAUGAUGAAUGAAAUUAGAUCCUCAUAUUAUAAUCUAUUGCUGAAUUAUUCAAUUAACUUUUUAAUGUUCCCUGAAAAAGACCUUUUUCCUGUCCUCCCAGAUUUCCCUUUCCCAGGCAAUUCUCUAUUCUGAUUAUUAUUUGGUAGAAGGUGUUAUUUUACUGGGUAUUCUUUACUUAAGUGAAACCAUAGGUCUGGGUAUUAUAGAGAGAGAGAGAACAAGAGAGAGAAGGGGAGAGAGAGAGAGCAAGAAAAGAAAUGCCAUAAGGAAAUCAUAGACAAGAAAAUCCCAGAAUACAUCAAAAUACUUACAGUAGCAUAUAUUUGAGGGCAGUAAAGGACAGAAAACAAAGUAGAUGACUAUUCAUUGAGGAAUGGCUGAUUGGUCUUUAAAAUAAUUUUGUUAUAUAAAAAAUAUAUAUAAUUUUUAACAUUAAUUUUUAAAAUUUUGAAUUCAAAAUUCUCUCCCUCCUUCCCCUCUUUUCUCUUUGAGAAGGCAAGCAAUUUGAUAUCUAUUAUACAUGUACAGUCAUGCAAAACAUGUCCAUAUUAGCCCAUGUUGUGAAAGAACUGGUCUUUGGAAGUAAGGGAAUAUGCCUGUGCUCUAAGAAAGGACCAAUUAUGAUGAAUACAGAGAAACAUUGAAAGACUUACAUGGACUGGUAUAGUGUGAAGUAAGCAGUGCCAAGAAAAACAAUUUACACAACGACUAUAACAAUGUAAACAAAAAUAACCACAAAACAAUUAAAAGUAAUUGUAGCAGAAUGACAAAGAAAAA
This is a messenger RNA of Antechinus flavipes (yellow-footed antechinus), 7110 nucleotides long. RefSeq names its product LCK proto-oncogene, Src family tyrosine kinase (gene LCK). The coding region runs from base 247 to 1776 and encodes 509 amino acids. Gene Ontology annotation, biological process: cell surface receptor protein tyrosine kinase signaling pathway; protein phosphorylation; T cell differentiation. NCBI's taxonomy places the organism in Eukaryota, Metazoa, Chordata, Mammalia, Dasyuromorphia, Dasyuridae. Gene Ontology annotation, molecular function: signaling receptor binding; non-membrane spanning protein tyrosine kinase activity; ATP binding. The transcript is spliced from 13 exons. Gene Ontology annotation, cellular component: extrinsic component of cytoplasmic side of plasma membrane. The record is from RefSeq and is a predicted model, not a curated record.